This is a messenger RNA of Striga asiatica, 318 nucleotides long. The record is from the annotation of a GenBank genome assembly. Lineage: Eukaryota; Viridiplantae; Streptophyta; Magnoliopsida; Lamiales; Orobanchaceae.
AUGGCAAUGGAGAACACAAAAGUCGAAACAUCUGUGACCAUUAUAUUUCAAAUACAAGGCGAACAAUACCAAGAUGGGAGGAAGAAAACAUGCCUGUUGAUAACAAGAAACACCAUACCACAUCUUAAGGAGGAAAUGAAAGAAAUAAGCUUUCUUCUAGUUAUUGAACCAUUGUCUCGAUGGAGUGUGUGCCACUCUAAUCAGAAAGUCGAGCCAUUGAAGCCAAAGAACGGGCGCUGGACAAAAGACCAAUAUCUCGGCUAUGGUGGCACUAAGCUUGCCAUUGACAGUGGGGCCCAGACCCCCAAUGGAGACUAG